GUACCCAAACCUAAGGGACCGCCUCCGCCUACGACGUCUGAGUGGUUGGGUGGAAUCAAGUCAUACCCGGAAGUCCUACGGAUUGUGACCUCGACACUGUGGAGCGAGCUGCUUUCUGAUUUUCUUGCAACGCUGAUCCUGCAGGAUGGGAACUGUUAAGGAAGAACGCGACCUCUACCGGGACACUUGGGUCAGAUUUUUGGGCUAUGCCAAUGAGGUUGGAGAGUCAUUUCGAGCUCUAGUCCCUGUCAGUUUGGUUUGGGCAAGCUAUGGAAUAGCCACUGCCUACGUGACAGCAGAUGCAAUUGAUAAAGGCAAAAAGGCAUCGACUAGUCAUGGAGAUGAGCCAGGGAAGACGGGAAGAGUUACUGUAGCCGUGGUAGACACAUUUAUCUGGCAGUCUUUAGCAUCAGUAGCUAUUCCUGGCUUUACCAUCAACCGAAUCUGUGCUGCAUCGCUGUAUCUGCUGGCCAGAAUGACUCGGUGGCCUGUCCCAGUUAGAAAGUGGACUACCACAGCUGUAGGACUGUCAGCUAUCCCAGUAAUCAUCAAACCAAUAGACAGGUCCGUGGAUUUUCUGCUGGACUCUACUCUUCGCAAAAUUUACAAUGUGGGAGGAAAAAAGCAUAACUGAUAACAAAUCAGUGUGGAAGUAAGGCAACAUCUUCUGUAGAGUUCCUGCCAUGCAUACUCUAAGGCAUUCUCAGGAAGGUUUAUAUACAUUACAGUAUGAAUAUCUGAGGAACAAUGACAACUACACCUCCAUCAUUCAAUGUUAAGAUGAAUUCUAAAAUACAUCACUACCUCCAGAUGUGGAAGGAAGUAAAUUGUAUCUAGCUGCUUAAUGGAGAGGGCUGGACUGAAAAUGAAUCUUGUUGACCCAUAGACUAAAAAGACAAUGUUAUAAACGUUUAGCCCUCUGGGCACCAUGUGGGAUGUACAGAAGAACAUGCCCACUUUUUGAACUGAUUUUUAGCAGCAACAUUUGUGCUUUAUAUUUUUAUGAAGACAUUAUUCAUUCAUGUACUUUGUUUUAUGGGGCAAACAUCUGAUAAACUAUGCAAUGCAGAAUGGUAGCUUUUUCUUUAUACUAGAUCAUUGUUUACUGAUAAAAAUAUGCCCUAUGGCAUUUAUUUAUUUUUGUUAUCAUUGAAAUAAUUUUAAUCAGGUGAAGUCUGUUGCAUAUUGUCCUAAGGGCAAGUCCCAGAUAAAAUUACUGUGCAGACCAGUACUUGUAUUUUUGCAUGCACAUAAAAUCAUAUAGAAGAAAUCUGUUCAAUAGUUUCAGUUAUACUGUGCAAUAAAACUGUUUCAACUAACA
Protopterus annectens (West African lungfish) is the source of this 1321-nucleotide messenger RNA. It is a transcript of the gene MTFP1, whose product is annotated as mitochondrial fission process 1. NCBI's taxonomy places the organism in Eukaryota, Metazoa, Chordata, Ceratodontiformes, Protopteridae. Gene Ontology annotation, cellular component: mitochondrion. The coding region runs from base 146 to 634 and encodes 162 amino acids. The transcript is spliced from 4 exons. Gene Ontology annotation, biological process: mitochondrial fission. The record is from RefSeq and is a predicted model, not a curated record.